Closterium sp. Yama58-4 is the source of this 4155-nucleotide messenger RNA. NCBI's taxonomy places the organism in Eukaryota, Viridiplantae, Streptophyta, Zygnematophyceae, Desmidiales, Closteriaceae. The record is from the annotation of a GenBank genome assembly.
AUGCGGAAGAGCAGCGGAGCCCACCGAUCGGCGGAACUAUCGGCGGAACUCGGGGAUGGGAUACGGGACCUUUACGGGGCUCCGCAGUUUGGAAAUGCGGCAACGAAUCACGGCGGAGAGGAGCAAUAUUACGACCAUCCGCCACCUAUAGGAGUAGAAAAAGGAGGGAAUGUCGUUCCGCCUCGGCGUUCCCGCAGCAUCUCCCCCGCCGUGGGGGAGGGGAACAUGGCGCGCGGAAACGGGGAGCGCGCGGGUGGGAGCUUGGCGGCGGAUAUGGUGAUGGGGGAAGUUAAGAAUCACACGGGGAGGGUCAAGGAGUUGGGUCGGGUUAGAAGCGGUAUGGCGGAAGACACGGCUCAUGGAAGGAGCUCAGGUGCUGACAUGGUUCAAGGGAGAGUGUACAGGAAAAUGGCGACGGAGCGAGAGAGAGGGAAGGAGGCGGAGCGAGUUAGACAGCGCGACCUGGAACGGGGAAUUUACCUCGGAGAUUUCGACAGAUCUUACCUACGCAUGGCGACGUGUGAUUCGUCGAUACGACCAGGGAGGAGCAGGGGCGGGUGUGCCAAAGGGGGUCAGAGCGGGGUUGGUGGUGACACGUCAGCUGGGAGAGAGGGCGAGGAAGCAGAAGGGGUUUCUGAGGAGGAGGACAUGGGGAUACGGACAAAAGCGGCAAGUAGGCGGCAGCAGCAGCAGCAGCAGCAGCAGCAGCAGCAGCAGCAGCAGCAGGGUUACGGUGCUUCAGCUGCUGCUCACGCUACCCUCUCUCACUCCUCUGCAGGUCCGCGUAGGAUGCAGCACAGUGUCACAGCAGGGGAGGCAGGAGGCAGGGAGAGGAGGCGAGGAAAGGUACUGGGAAGCGCAGGGGAGAGGCGUGGUGGGGGGGUGGGUGGUGUUGGGGAGGGAGAGGAUGAGGGGAUGAGCAGCGAUAAUCUGACGAGAAUAGCCGCCCAGAUGAUGGGGUUUGAAGAUGGGGAGGGACAGGAAGGGCAGGAAGGAAUGUUGCAGGAACCAAGACAGGAGGGGCUGAUUGGUCCAUCCGCCCUGCUGCCGAGCCACAGCUCCUCCCGACCCUCUUCCAUCCGCAAGGCACACUCAGCCUCGGCCAAGCCUGGCAAACCCGGAGGCUCGGCAGGAGGCUCGGGAGCUGUCGCAGGUGGCGACGAUGCAGCUAUCGAGCAACUGCUUCAGCUGGGGUUGAACGAUUCACGUCUAAGGGACUGGGCUGCCAGGUUUAAAGCAGGAGAGACAGACAGACGGGAGCUACAGACACUGCUGCUGGAGCUUCAGAAAGAGCAAAGGUUGCACGGGGUGGGGGGAGGAACAGGGGGUAGGGGAGAGGAAUUCACAGGAAGGUUUGCAGCAGGGACAAAUGAGGCAGAGGGAGUGACUGAUUCUGUUGCUGCAGGUGCUGCUGGGUCAGGAUUAGGGUUAGGGUUUAUGGGGGGUUCAAGGCCUAGAUCUUCCUCUCGUAGGCUUGCCAGUAGCAGUGGCGUCCGAAGCAGGCCAGGUUCGUCAUCGUACCACAAUCGAACCCAGAGGGCCGGGCACGCCAGGUUUGGCAGCAGCAUUGGGCUGGGAACAGGCCUGGGUGGGCUAACCUCGGGGGCAGGUUCGGGAGCGGCUGGCUCGGGAGAUGCCUUGGAGGGGUCAGGUUCGGAGGGUGGUUCGGACGCGGAGGAUUUUUUGACAUCGGUUCCCCCUUCGGCCCUAGAUGUUCUGCAGGGCAGCGGGCAGGCGAAAAAGAAACCUCCGACCGGAAAUUGGAAGAGCCCUCUUUCGGCAGCAUCACCACCCGGAGCUUCAGCCACGUCUGGCAUUCCCACAUCCGCCUCCUCUGGAUCAUCAGGGCCGUUGAAUUCAUCCGGAUCUGUCCCGUCAAGAUCCCGAGGGACAUCUGCAGCGUCGAUUCUAAGGCACGGCAGUUGGGAGCAGAGGGAGUUUGCACAGCUGGCAGAGCAGUUUGGAUUGGCAGCAGAAGAGGAGGGGCUGGGGGGGUUGGUGGAAGGUGGGAGACAUGGAGGUGCAAGUGUUGCAGGUGGACCUGGGGUAGGUUUAUCUGAUGCGAAUGCAGCAGAGGCGGGGCUAUCUGGUGCAGGUGGGAAGUGGAUUGGGAGGAGCAGCUCAGUUCCUGAGACAGGCCCGUCUGGAGGUUCGUGGGGGUUUAGUGGGAUGGUGGGAGAGGUUGAAGGGGUGGGAGUUGGAGGGGUAAGAGACACAGAGGAUGAGGUGGAGGGGGGAGAAGCUAGGGUAAAAUCGAAACUAGUGGCUGGUGUUGCUACAGUUGCAGCUGGUGCAUCUGGCACAGCCGGUGGUGGUGGUGGUGGUAAAAGUGGUGGUGACUUAUAUGGGGGACGGGGUGAAGGAUUUCUGGAAGGAGGAUCGGAUUUGUAUGGCAGCAAUGGAAUGGCUGCUGAUCACCUUGUAGCAGGCCAGGUUUUAGGGUUCACUGCUUCUGCUACAGCUGCUGCUGCUGCUACAGCUGAUGCUGCUGCUACAGCUGCUACAGGUGCUGGUGGUGGUGGUGGUGGUGAUGCUGCUGCUGUUGCUAGUGCGGGUGCUUCUCGCACUGGUGGUGACCUGUAUGCGGCACCACCACCAUCAUCAUUCCCCCUUCCACCACACCCAUCAGCACCUCUCCCGCCAGCAUCCUCCCUCUCUAGAAAACCCCCUCAGCCAAGGCUCCCCCGCGCAUUCUCUGCAGACACUGCAAACGCCCUCCCCCCCCGCAGCUCCAGUGCAGGAGAGGGCGAGAGAGUGGGAGCAAGAGAGGGAGCGAGCGAGGGAGAACGAGACGGAGAGGGAGAGCUAGGGGGAGCGGAGGAGGGGUUGAUGGCUCUGGAGAGGAAUCUGAGCCUACCGUCGCCCAAGCCGGUUCCGCAGGUGGAGGAGGCUUCAUUUGAUCGCAAUUUGUCGCUGCACAAUGUGAUCAAGAAGCGGAUCAGCAGCCACGCAGGGGAGGUGGGGCAGCAGUUUGCUCGCCUCUCCACGCUCCUGAAGAAGUCAUCGUCCACACCCAACGCACCUGGCAGUGGGGGCAGCGGAGCAGCAGCAGGGGCCAAGCGGCCGACACAGGAAGGGAAGAGACCACCCAAGCCAGCCAAGAGCGCAUCAGACAGACCGUCCAGUGGCAACCCACUCGCCAGAACGUCAUCAAUGGCAGCAGAGUUUGGCGAUUUGCCAGCACCCAAGAGAACGCACUAUCAGUACUCUGAAUUACAGCUGGCGACCGAGAAUUUCAACGAGGCCAACGUGUUGGGGCAGGGCGGAUUUGGGAAGGUGUAUUAUGGUGUGCUGCCCGUGCACCCCGCUCAGGUGGUGGCGGUGAAGGUGUUGAAGCAGGGCGGGGGAGAGCAGGGGGACGACGAGUUUGUGACAGAGCUGGAGCUGCUGAGCCGCCUGGAGCACAAGCACCUGGUGAAGCUGAUGGGGUACUGUAUGCGGCGCAAUCAGCGAAUACUCGUCUACGAGUUUCUGCCCAACGGGAGCCUUGCCGACCACCUGCACGGCAAAAAGGUCAGGCAGAACGGGCCCCUGUCGUGGGAGAAGCGGCUGAAGAUUGCUGUUGGAUCGGCGAGGGGGUUGAGGUACCUGCACUCCCAGCGGCCGCAGGUGCUGCAUCGAGAUGUGAAGUCGCCCAACAUACUCAUCACUGACAGCUAUGUUGCCAAGGUAGCGGACUUUGGGUGUGCGAAGUUAAUCAAGAAGACGAUUCUAGUAGAGGACCCCAACACGGGCGAGAUGGUGGAGACGCUGGGGGAGAACGUGGAUGUGGCGAUGGGGACGCACGGGCACAUGGCUCCUGAGAUACUCAUGACUGGGGAAAUCAGUGCUGCCACCGAUGUGUACAGACAACCACGAAAGGGAGAUGGUGGAGAGAUGGGGGAGAGAUGGGGGAGAGAUGGUGGAGAGAUGGUGGAGAGAUGGUGGAGAGAUGGUGGAGAGAUGGUGGAGAGAUGGUGGAGAGAUGGUGGAGAGAUGGUGGAGAGAUGGUGGAGAGAUGGUGGAGAGAUGGUGGAGAGAUGGUGGAGAGAUGGUGGAGAGAUGGUGGAGACGCUGGGGGAGAACGUGGACGUGGCGAUGGGCACACACGGGCACAUGGCCCCUGAGAUACUCAUGACUGGGGAAAUUAGUGCCGCUACUGAUGUGUACAGGUAG